AUGUCGUUAUGUGAAAUUCAACGUGGUCAAUUAACUGGUAGAAUUUAUUCAACAUCAAAAGGAUUCUAUCAUGUAUCAACAGAUUCAACAAAACCUAUUCAUCGUCAAAAACAAUCAUUUAUUCAAUGGAUUCUCUUGAUUUUUAUAGAAAUUUUCUUACCUACAGGUUAUCCAAAUACAGUUUCUAGUGACUAUCUUGCUUAUCAAAUUUGGGAUACAAUACAAGCAUUUGCUUCAUCGAUUACAAAUGCAUUAGCAUUUAGUGCUAUUUUAGAGGGAAUGGGUGUUGGUGAUGAAAAAGCUUCAGUUCUUUCUGCUACAUUUGUUUGGUUAAUUAAAGAUGGUGUUGGUAUGUUAGGAAGAAUUUUAUUUGCUUGGUUUAAUGGCACAGGUCUUGAUAGUAAUUUGAAAAUGUGGAGAUUCUAUGCUGAUAUUCUUAAUGAUUUAGCUAUAUCACUUGAUUUAAUAGCACCAUUUUUUAAACAUUUAUUAUUACCAAUAACAUGUUUAUCGAAUUUAUCUCGUUCAAUUGUUGGUGUAGCUGGUGGAUCAACACGUGCUGCAUUAACACAACAUCAAGCAAUAGCUCAUAAUAUGGGUGAUGUAUCAGCGAAAGAUGGUUCUCAAGAAACACUUGUUAAUCUUUUGGCAUUGAUUGUUAAUAUUUUUUUAUUACAUACAAUAAAACGUGAUCGUUUACUUGUUUGGUUUCUUUAUUUUAUGUUGACAACGCUUCAUUUAUAUGCUAAUUAUCGAGCUAUACGUACAUUACAAUUACGUACAUUUAAUUGGAAUCGUUUUGUAUUAUUAUGUGAAUAUUAUUUUCGUAAUGGUCAAAUUCAAACCAUUGAAUAUAUCAAUCGACAUGAACCAAUUCUUAGAGAAAUGUAUCAAUCAAUACGUUGUUAUGUUGGUAUUCAAUUAAAUGAAAAUCAUGUACAAACAAUUGAUAUAAAUCAAUUUAUUAAAAAUCAUUUUUCUAUUUUAUAUAAUCAAAAUUCGAAACGCUUUGAUGUUAUUUUAAUGGAUAAUUGUGAUGAUGGAGAUUUAAUUAAAUGUUAUUUUCUUCUUCAAUAUCUUAUUGAUUCAAAACGGUUUGAUCAAUUUUUAGUUACGUCAUCGAAUAUAUCUUGGAUUGACAUUGAUCGAUUACAAACAACAACAGCUCAUCUUUAUCAAGAUUUUUUAUUUAAAGCACAACAAAUGGGUUGGGAUGUUAAUCAAGCAAAAUUUUUGAUUAACAAUUAUAGAUAUACUUCGAAAUAA
This is a messenger RNA of Rotaria sp. Silwood1, 1266 nucleotides long. NCBI's taxonomy places the organism in Eukaryota, Metazoa, Rotifera, Eurotatoria, Philodinida, Philodinidae. The record is from the annotation of a GenBank genome assembly.